AAAUAAGAGAGAAUAUGAGCAUUAGGACACUCAUCUCCCUCAUAUUAUAUCAGCAAUUAAGCUGGCUCCAACAGUAAUAACAGAUACCGUUACUUAGAAGUAUCCCGCCGCCUUGGAGAAUUAGAUUUAACACUAUAAUAUAUUAUUACUCUUCCUCUUCAUCUUCCUAUAUAUAUCCACCCCUUGUGUUUUUGAUGAUGAUCAUCACUUGUAUAUAUUCAACCCUUCCUUCUUUUUCACGUCACUUAAUUCUAAUCCUUCUCUCUCUUUUUCUUGCCCUAUAAAUCUCACACAUCUCCUAAAACCUUCUUCAUCACUGUUUAUUCUUCUUCUUCUUCUUUAAAAUAUUUUAAUUAUUUGCAUAAUAAUUCAAGAUGAGCGGCGAUAAUCAUGUUAAUCUCCCACCCGGGUUUCGAUUUUAUCCGACUGAGGAAGAGCUCGUCGUUCAUUUUCUUCAGCGUAAGGCCGCGCUUCUACCUUGUCAUCCCGAUGUCAUCCCUGAUCUUGAUCUUUAUCCUUAUGAUCCAUGGGAACUUGAUGGUAAGGCAUUAGCGGAGGGAAAGCAAUGGUACUACUAUAGCCGUAGGACACAAAAUAGGAUAACUGAAAAUGGAUAUUGGAAGACAAUAGGCAUUGAAGAACCUGUUCUUACCAAUGCCAACAAGAGAGUUGGCAUCAAAAAAUAUUCAGUAUUUUACGUUGGAGAAGAGCCAACACAAUGGAUAAUGGAAGAGUACCGUCUUUCGUCAUCGGAUUCUGCUUCGAGUAGUAGAUCAUCCAAAAGAAGAGGACAGACAAAAUUAGAUCGUAGUAAGUGGGUUAUUUGUAAAGUAUACGAAAGAAAUAGUGAUGAUGAAGAUGAUGGGUCGACAGAACUCUCAUGUUUGGAUGAAGUUUUUUUAUCAUUAGAUGAUCUUGAUGAGAUUAGCUUGCCAAAUUAGAAUCUCUAUUCAAGAUGUAAUGUCGUAGUGAUCCUAUCCAAGUGUAGGGUUGUAAGUUUUUUAUGUGUUUUAAUUUACUUAAUUUAGUCAGCAUCAACUGUAAGUGUAACACAAGUGAAAAGAGCCCGAACGGUUUAAUACCCUUUAGGUCCCAUUAUAAUUGUUAAAAGUCUUUUUAUA
This is a messenger RNA of Mercurialis annua (annual mercury), 1121 nucleotides long. Its product is annotated as NAC domain-containing protein 104. The record is from RefSeq and is a predicted model, not a curated record. Gene Ontology annotation, molecular function: DNA binding. Lineage: Eukaryota; Viridiplantae; Streptophyta; Magnoliopsida; Malpighiales; Euphorbiaceae. Gene Ontology annotation, biological process: system development; regulation of DNA-templated transcription. The transcript has 3 exons. Bases 375 to 941 code for a protein of 188 amino acids.